Molecule: messenger RNA, 636 nt
Organism: Prunus mume (Japanese apricot)
Lineage: Eukaryota; Viridiplantae; Streptophyta; Magnoliopsida; Rosales; Rosaceae
Product: sm-like protein LSM3B
Biological process (GO): mRNA splicing, via spliceosome
Molecular function (GO): RNA binding
Source: RefSeq, a predicted model, not a curated record
AGCUAGCAACAACCGAGUGGCACGCAGGCCCGGCAACUACAAUCAAACAAUACAGAGAAACAGAGAGAGGAUCUAGCGAGUCCCUCUGCCCAGCUACCCGCAUAAUUUACCAAACCCAUUCGGAGUAAGAGCAAACUGAAAAGAUGGCGAGUGAGGAAGAGAGCGCCGUGAAGGAGCCGUUGGAUCUGAUAAGGCUCAGCCUCGACGAGCGCAUCUACGUCAAGCUCCGCUCUGACCGUGAGCUCCGCGGUAAACUACAUGCUUAUGAUCAACACUUAAAUAUGAUUCUUGGUGAUGUUGAAGAAGUUGUUACUUCUAUAGAAAUUGAUGAUGAAACUUAUGAAGAGAUUGUCCGGACUACAAAGCGGAAUGUUCCUUUUCUCUUUGUUAGAGGAGACGGUGUCAUCCUUGUUUCACCUCCUCUGAGGACAGCUUGAUGUAGAUACGUUUGCUGGGAAAUCAAUUGUUGUGACGUUUAACUAAUCUCUCUCAAUGUUAUUCUACUAUUAGAUUUUUGAAUGCAUGGAGAUUUCUUGAAUCCCAGCUAUCUAGGAUCAGAUUUUCAGCUGUACUUUGAGGUAGCCAUAAAAGAAUUUGGAGUUUGAUGAAUCUCAGUUUGAUGGUUUCUUACUGUUA